AUGUCGGCAAUUGAGCCCGCUUUUGUUUCCGCCGAAGAUGAGUGGUCGCCGCUUCGAUCCGUCAUUGUCGGUAGGGCGGAAGACUCUGCUUUCCCAUCUGAACCUGAGCACAUGAUGGCGGCAACAAUGCCCUCAGAGCACUUGCUGCGUUUCAAGCCUUUGAGUCCCUUCCCCCCCGCCAUCCUCGCUCGGGCACAGGAGGAGCUUGACAAUCUGGCAGACGUCAUGCGAAAGGAAGGGAUUCGUGUAUACCGUCCUAACAAGGUCAAUUGGCUCAAGAUGCAAGGCUAUACCGGCGCUAUGCCGCGAGACGGUCUGAUGACGGUGGGGUCUGCACUAAUUGAGGCUCCAUUCUCCUGGCGUUGUCGCCGCCAUGAAAUUACAUUGGCCUACUCGGAAAUUUUGUCUGAGUUGGGCAGCAGCAAUUCAGGCGUAACCAUCUGUCGCGCACCGUUGAUUACAGGUGAGGAUACCCUGUAUCACGGCAUGCUAGGCAAAAGCAGGACCAAUGGCAAUAUUCCCACCUCUCGUUGGUCCAUCAACAACUCGAGGCCUGCGUUUGAUGCGGCGGACUUCAUGCGCUUCGGAAAGGUCGUUAUUGGCCAGCUGAGCCACGUCACCAAUCGUAGAGGAGUGGAAUACUUGCGGGCCGUGGUUCCAGAGGGUUAUACAGUCGAGAUUUUGGAGACAACGGACGAGCAUGCCAUGCAUAUCGAUGCCACCCUCCUCCCCCUGCGCAAGGGGCUUAUGGUGUACCAGCCAGAGCGUGUAUCUGAGCACGAGCUGAGACAGCACGAGGUAUUUCACGACUGGGAGCUGCUCGCUUGCCCAAUAACGCCAGAGCCUCGCCAGCCUCCGAGCCCGCCCAUGUACAUGUGCAGUCCCUGGCUCAUGCUGAAUGCUCUUAGUCUAGAUGAGAAGCGGGUGCUAGUUGAGGCAAAUGACAAGGAGUUUGCAGCAUGGCUUACGACGCUGGGCAUGGAGCCAAUCAUGGUCCCCUUUGGACAUGUAAACAGCAUUGGCGGGUCAUUCCAUUGCGCUACUGUUGAUUUGGUCAGGUCUGGCGCAAAGGACUAA
Messenger RNA from Macroventuria anomochaeta, 1077 nucleotides. Its product is annotated as lysine amidinotransferase. Gene Ontology annotation, cellular component: mitochondrion. The coding region runs from base 1 to 1077 and encodes 358 amino acids. The record is from RefSeq and is a predicted model, not a curated record. The transcript has a single exon. Gene Ontology annotation, molecular function: amidinotransferase activity. Lineage: Eukaryota; Fungi; Ascomycota; Dothideomycetes; Pleosporales; Didymellaceae.